UAAAGAAAGCGAUCAUGCCUGAACCACAGAAAGCAGCGAAGAAGGGCUCUAAGAAAGCCGUCUCAAAGAGCGUCAGCAAGCCCGGCAGCAGGAAGAAGAGGAGACCCAGGAAGGAGAGCUAUGCCAUCUACGUCUACAAGGUCCUGAAGCAGGUCCACCCCGAUACCGGCAUCUCCUCCAAGGCCAUGGGUAUCAUGAACUCCUUUGUGGGCGACAUCUUCGAGCGCAUCGCCGGUGAGGCCUCUCGUCUGGCUCACUACAACAAGCGCUCCACCAUCACCUCCAGGGAGAUCCAAACCGCCGUCCGCCUGCUACUCCCUGGUGAGCUGGCUAAGCACGCUGUGUCUGAGGGCACCAAGGCCGUCACCAAGUACACCAGCUCCAAGUAAACUGACCGCCGAGCAAACCACACAAAGGUCCUUUUCAGGACCACCCACCUCUAAACUAAGAGCGUUGUUUCUAUUCUAUAUCAUCAUGACUCAGGAAUUAGGACUAGAAUAGAGAUGUGGCUACAAUGAGUUUAAACACGAUCAGAUUAAUAUUUUAAGAGGUAAAGCAAUGUCGAACUACCUGGUAAGUAUUUACCAAGCUAUGUCUGGGUAUAUUCAUUUUCUGCAGUCUUUCUGUUUCCCUACAUUUGUGUAAACUGACUGCUUUUACCAUUACAUUAAGAAAUGUAAACUUUAAAGUCAUGUCAAGCGUAACAAAUUUUGAACACAAUCAAUCCCAAUUAUUUAUAAUAUCUCUAUAGGUUAAAAACCUAACCUUAAUGAAUGAAUUUGGUCAAAGAGUGAGAGGUGUUGCAUGAAAAUAUUAUCAUAUAUUCUCAUUCCUCAUUUUCUUAAUCAUGGAGAAAAUGAAACUAUGAACUACUGUUGCUUUCCCUUGUAUAAUUCCAGUAAGGUAUGGAUGACAACAUUGGAAUUGAGUGAUAGCAGUAGCAGUCAGGAUUAUACAGGUCAGCAGAUAGUCAUAGUGCAGGACUGAUUUAAUGAUUCUGAUCAAUCACUGCUGUGGUCUACAACAUGUCUGGGAUAGCAAAGGAUUGUGGUCAUUUCAGUCCUGUAAAUAUUCUCUGGGACUUUUAUUUACAUGAAACUCGCAUAACAAAUUCAUGCAUGUUACUUGUUGAAAAUGCAUAUGUUUAAACAAUGAAUUGCUUGCAGUAUUUACUUCAACCGUACCUGAUGCUGAUUGCUGAAUGUCACCAACAUACAAGCAACAGACUGCUACACACUGUUCAAAUAACUUCAUUGUAUGACUGCUCAUAAUAUAUAAAUACACAACCACUGAUCUGUCUUUAUCUCCUUAGAACACAAAGUGCAACAGGUUCAGAGAGUUACCACAAAUGGAAACCAAUAUUUAUUCCACCUCCCACUACACAUUCUUAUCACAUUCAACAAGACCCACUGUCAUUAUUUAAACA
Molecule: messenger RNA, 1426 nt
Organism: Chelmon rostratus (copperband butterflyfish)
Lineage: Eukaryota; Metazoa; Chordata; Actinopteri; Chaetodontiformes; Chaetodontidae
Product: histone H2B 1/2-like
Exons: 1
Coding region: 15-389 (124 amino acids)
Cellular component (GO): nucleosome
Molecular function (GO): protein heterodimerization activity; DNA binding; structural constituent of chromatin
Source: RefSeq, a predicted model, not a curated record